Chaetura pelagica (chimney swift) is the source of this 699-nucleotide messenger RNA. It is a transcript of the gene IGSF6, whose product is annotated as immunoglobulin superfamily, member 6. The transcript has 6 exons. Bases 1 to 699 code for a protein of 232 amino acids. The record is from RefSeq and is a predicted model, not a curated record. NCBI's taxonomy places the organism in Eukaryota, Metazoa, Chordata, Aves, Apodiformes, Apodidae.
AUGGCAUCUUUCAACAAAGUAAAACACAUGCUAAUGCUGGCGUUUGACUGGAUUCUGUACAGUGCUGGUGUUACAAAUAUCUGCCACGUCACUGUAACACAACCCAGGUUUCAGGAAGCCAACUACUCCACGCACACUGUGAAGCUACCAUGUACUUAUUCUGCCACUGGAUGCUCCUCCACUCAACCUGAAGUCCUAUGGUUUCGCUUUUUAACUAACAAACAUGAGGAUUUGUGUACUCCUAAAUGCACGAAUCAUCAGAAGUACAAAGUACAUUUAUCAGAAAACAUUUUACUUGAGAUCAAUAAUCUGACUGUGGAUGACAAUGCUGUUUAUAUCUGUGGAAUAGCAUUUUCAGAUUCAAGUUCACCCCAUUCUAAACAAACAGGAAAUGGAACAGUACUAACAAAAACAGCACAGAAGCAGCACAGCAAUGGAAACCUCAUUGUCAUGAUCGUCACCUCAACCAUAAUGUUUCUAUACAGCACUACUGUAUUCACAUGUUUUGUGCUCUACAAGUUAAAACCAAACUUGCUAAAGAGAAGUGGGAAUGAAGACCAAAGAACAGAGAACUGUAAAAUCAACAGUGGCCGAAAAAUUUUUCAAGCAAUUGCCCAAGAACUCCAAAAGCAGAGGUAUGCUGAACGCUAUGGACAGCCUGAUGAUGUGGAAGAUGACACUGUUUAUCAGAACAGAUGA